Phymastichus coffea is the source of this 2192-nucleotide messenger RNA. RefSeq names its product protein phosphatase 1 regulatory subunit 37. The record is from RefSeq and is a predicted model, not a curated record. The coding region runs from base 225 to 2000 and encodes 591 amino acids. NCBI's taxonomy places the organism in Eukaryota, Metazoa, Arthropoda, Insecta, Hymenoptera, Eulophidae. Gene Ontology annotation, molecular function: protein binding. The transcript is spliced from 10 exons.
CUAGCUGGCGCGCUGGUCGUACCGGGUGUAACGAGGACGAGGGGAUCCCGGCCGAGCGGCGAGCCGAGAGCGCAGCACGUUCGGCUCGCGCUCGCGCUCGCGCGGAAUCCUCAUCGCGAGCUCGCGAGCCGCGUUGACCGAUCGCCCUCGCUAUAGCGAUCGUGCGGCACAUCGACGGUGGCAGUGGCAUCAGCAGUCGAUCGCGAGUAGGAUCAUGCGAUCAGAUGAUCGGGGAGGACGAGGAGUCAGCGUCAAGGUCGGCUGCCGUGGCCGCGGCCUGCGCGCAAGUGGACGUCGAGAAACUGCCGCCGAGGCUGAUCAAUCCGCUGGAGAGGCGGCCGCGAUGGAACGGCCGACACGUCACGCCCAUGUCGCCGCACCAGCUGAUCGACGGGCGCAUCAUAAGGAGCUCGCUGCUGCUCAACCGGAAGAGGAAGAAGAAGCGAACCCUGAGGUUCCCCGACAACGAGGUGGCCGGCUGCUUGGAGCCUGAAAAUCCGUGGAAAUUCCGCCAGCACCCGAAUCGAGAUGCAGCGCUGGCCGCCUACAGGGAGGCCUGCACCAAGCACAAGGUGUCGCCCUUGUCCGCCGUGAUGUUCCAGGUGAAGUCGGCGAGCAACAUCGACGACCGCUGCGAGGAGCUGGACUUCCGCGGCACGAGCCUGCACCAGAAUGACUGCGAAGCGCUGGAGGAAAUAUUCAGGAGGAUACUGUUCUACAAGGUGAACUUGGACGGGGCCAUCGCGGAGGACAAUAGCGCGGAGGUGCUGUUUCAAAUAUUCGAGUUCUACGAGGCGACGGCGCACCUGGACCUGUCCAACAACAAGGCCAUCGGCAGCUUCGGCUGGCAAGCUUGCAGCAGAAUGCUGAGAAAGGUAAGCCUCCGCGGGCCUCGCUUCGCGCCGCGCCCAGCCCGGCACGGCCUGAUAGCCUGCGCUCCCCACGCAGACCACCUCGCUGAAGCGGCUGGACGCCGCGAACGUGCGCCUCACCGAGGAGUACAUGAUCGUGCUGAGCCGCGGCCUGCGAUACGCCUACCUGUUCGUACUGAGACUCGACUCGUGCCGACUCUCCGGUCGACUGCUGGAGCUACUAGGUGGGUCGUCGUCGCCUCGCGCCUUGCGCCUCCGCCUGAUGUGUCCUUGCGCUCGAUUUGCCUGUCCGCAGUCAUAGCCCUCAAGUUCAACAUGGCCCUGCGGCAGCUCUAUCUCUGCGGCAAUCAGUUGUGCGGCGGAGACUGCCUCCAGAUCCAGACGCUGCUCAAGUUCAACUGCCGACUGUCCUACCUUGACCUCAGUGACAACUUGAUUGCCGACGACGGCAUCUACUACGUGACCAACGGACUCACGCACCAGCUGCACUUUGGCAAGUUCAGCAAGUCGAAGAAAGGCCUGGAGAGCCUGAUACUCUGGAACAACCAGCUGACCAGGCGAUCGGCUUGCCACCUUAAUGCCGCCAUUAAGGCCUGCAAAACACUCAAGUACUUGAGCCUCGGGGCUAAUCGGCUCACCGACGACACUCUCAUGGAUAUCAGGGACUCGCUGAUGGGCAACGACGUGCUGCUUAAGCUCGAUUUGCGCUCGGCCGAGAUCACUUGCUUCGGCUGCUCCGAGCUUGCCAGAGUACUGCGGGUCAAUAGUGUUCUCGAGAAGCUGGAUCUUCGAGACAACCCGAUCUACAAGGUUGGCGUGCAGCACCUCAUCGACGUCGUGCAGUUCAACAGGAACCUCACGGAAGUGAAUGUCGACGACAAGUCGAAAAUCAAGACGACAACCAGAAUAAAAAUGAAAUACAGUGACAUGGCUAAGCAACUGCAGAGUUUCUGCGAAAGCAACCGACAACUUUUGAAACAAGAGGAACUGUCCAGAUCCGAAUCGGACGAGGAGGACGAGAACGACGAUGACGAUGACAUAUUCGGCGAGGACGAGCUGGACAAUUUGGAAGAGCCGCAAGAAGAAUUGCCAACCGAGUACAAACGCUACGUUACAUGGAAAAUAUAGAUUAUACAAUAAUUCAUAGUUUUUUAUCGAUCCAAAUUCAUUUUUUAAACUCAACUUAACCAUCCUUUUAUUCAUAGAAAUCGCUCAUUUCACGAAACUAUGAGCAUUCAUAAAUAUUACCGCUCUUUCCAUUGAUUCAAGUCGAACACUCAUCACUUUCUUCAUUACAUUUUAAUAAUAAAUAAAGAAAUA